This is a messenger RNA of Lasiodiplodia theobromae, 318 nucleotides long. RefSeq lists its product as uncharacterized. The transcript has 2 exons. Bases 1 to 318 code for a protein of 105 amino acids. Lineage: Eukaryota; Fungi; Ascomycota; Dothideomycetes; Botryosphaeriales; Botryosphaeriaceae. The record is from RefSeq and is a predicted model, not a curated record.
AUGGCUCCGAAGAUCGUCCGUGACCUCUUCUUCGCGACUCGUUCGCAGUGCCGCUGCAUGAUCCAGCCUCCCCAGAAGCUGGUUCGCUACCCUCUUCCCACUGCGCCUCUCGUCAACGGCACCCACGCUUCUGGUGGACUCGGCACUCGUGUCUGCACGUCUCGCUGCAAGCAGGCUCCGACCUCCCACGUUCAGUACGACGACAAGCAGAAGGCACUCGCUUCGAUUCCCGAGAUGUCGUACAUCAGCCCCCUCCCGCCCACGGGACCGCCUACGACCGCUCGCAUCUGGCCCAUCCUGCCUCUGUUCACGAUGUGA